This is a messenger RNA of Pseudophryne corroboree (corroboree frog), 3701 nucleotides long. It is a transcript of the gene CDH24, whose product is annotated as cadherin 24. Bases 717 to 3092 code for a protein of 791 amino acids. The transcript is spliced from 13 exons. Gene Ontology annotation, biological process: calcium-dependent cell-cell adhesion; adherens junction organization; cell morphogenesis. Gene Ontology annotation, molecular function: calcium ion binding; cadherin binding. Lineage: Eukaryota; Metazoa; Chordata; Amphibia; Anura; Myobatrachidae. The record is from RefSeq and is a predicted model, not a curated record. Gene Ontology annotation, cellular component: catenin complex; adherens junction; plasma membrane.
GUCAACUCGUAUUCUCAGCAUGACUCGCUCUAAAACCAGAGCAGCAUCUGCAGGAACCUGUAUCUGCUUGUCUCAGUCUUACUCCCUGUCUCUCUCUUUCUCUUUCUCCCCCACUCCCUGACACUCUCUCACCCUCAUCCUAUGUGUGUCAUCCUCUCUCUAACACUGUCUGUCUGCCACUAACUAUCUGUAAUACUGUCUGUUCAUCUUUAUCACAUGGUCUCUGCAGCAAACGCUCGUAGAUUUGGAGCUGUCUCUGCAGCAGUCUUGUCUUCGCACAUCUGGAACUCUCUGCAGGAGUCUGCCUCACAACUGGAGCAGUCUCUUUAGCGGUCUCUCAUAUAUUUCCAUCCAUCUGUUCAGUGGUCCCUCACACACACAUCUGGAUCGGGUUCUGCAGAGGUCUCUCUCCCAUCUUGACCUGUCUUUGCAGCGUUCUGUCUCAGCGUCUGGAGUUAUACGUAAAGCGUAAAGUGUUGAACAUGACGGGCAUACAAAGAGACAGAGGGAGAGAGGAGAAGCCAGAGGAGAAAGGGAAGGAGAAGUGGAGAGGAGAGACAGAUGGUACAAUUUUUCCAAAUCUCAUGGCUUAAGGUGCGACCUCAACUCCAAGACUUUACUACAUGGAAUACUCUGACUCGCAGCAACUGAAUCACUACUUUUUGUGACCUUUGCCCUUGGCCCCAUUUUGCUAUAUCGGGGUCUCCAUCCUCCCAAUGCCUACCAUCCAUUUGUGCCCUCUACUUUCUCUACUACUUUUGGGCUGUUCCUCCCCUGCCCCUCUCAUGGAGGAAUUCUCUCACGGGCUCAGUGGGGAUACCGGGUCUCCAUCUUCACCUCCACAGGGCCCUGGGCCACCUCCCCGGUCCAAACGUAGUUGGGUCUGGAACCAGUUCUUUGUGAUAGAAGAGUAUGCAGGGCCAGAGCCUGUCCUGAUUGGGAGGCUACACACAGAUGCAGACCGUGGAGAGGGACGAGCCAAGUACGUCCUGACUGGAGAAGGAGCCGGUUCUGUGUUUGUUAUUGAUGAGAAAACUGGGAAUAUUCAUGUCACAAAGUCCCUGGAUCGGGAAGAGAAGGAGGAGUAUGUGCUACUGGCACAGGCUGUGGACAAGCUUACUCUCCGACCUCUUGAACCCCCCUCCCAAUUCAUCAUCAAGGUGCAGGACAUUAAUGACAACCCCCCUGUUUUCCUGCACCCUCCCUACAGGGCCUCUGUGCCGGAGAUGUCCAACGUAGGAACUUCUGUGAUCCAAGUGACAGCAAGUGAUGCUGAUGACCCCACAUAUGGAAACAGUGCUCGACUUGUGUACACUGUACUGGAAGGGCAGCCAUACUUCUCGGUGGACCCUCAAACAGGUGUGAUCCGUACUGCAAUCCCAAACAUGGACCGAGAGACGCAGGAUGAAUUUCUGGUUGUCAUACAGGCUAAGGAUAUGGGAGGCCAUGUGGGAGGACUGUCAGGCUCCACUACAGUUACGGUCACAUUGACAGAUGUCAAUGACAACCCACCCAAAUUCCCCCAAAGCUUGUACCAAUUCACUGUUUUAGAGGACACUGUUCCUGGCUCUCUAAUUGGCCGUCUGCGAGCACAUGACCCAGACAUUGGUGAAAAUGCAGUGAUGUCAUACAGUAUCUUGGAUGGUGAUGCUGGGGACACCUUUAGUGUGACGUCAGACUCUGCGGGACAGGACGGCAUUCUCAGAGUACAGAAGCCUCUGGAUUUUGAGUCCCGCCGCUCUUUCACAUUUCGUGUUGAAGUAAUGAACACUGUGAUUGAUCCUCAAUAUAUUCGCCGUGGACCUUUUAAGGAUGUCACAACAGUGAGGGUGACAGUUGGGGAUGUGAAUGAACCCCCCUUAUUCUCCAAGAACCCCUAUACCUUAAGUGUGCUGGAAAACCAACCUCCAGGCACCUAUGUGGGUGUGGUUCAGGCCUGGGAUCCUGACUUACAGAGCAACACUGUCAGUUACUCUAUUGAGCCAUUCUCUGACCCUGAAGCUUUCUUCUCAAUACACCCAGAGGAUGGGAUUCUCAGAACGAGCAUUUCCUUGGACCGUGAGAGCAAGAAAGAGCACAGUAUUACUGUAUCAGCUAGUGAGACCGACAGCCCCUCCCAGGUGUCACAAGUUGAAGUUGUGAUCCAGGUGUUAGAUGUGAAUGACAAUCCUCCAAUCCUGGCUGAGGCAUACAAACCACAUGUUUGUGACAACGCACAACCUGGAGAGAUCAUCCAGACAGUCAGAGUGAAAGAUGCAGACAUUGAGAACGGUCUUUUCUAUAUUCAAAGUCCGGGUGUGGCAUCAGAUGGAAACUUCACCCUUCAAGACAACAAAGAUGGAAGCGCAUCUCUUCUGGUGAAGCACAGCAGCUUCUGGAGGUCUCAGAGGGACAUCUUCUUAGUGCCUAUAGAGAUUAAGGACAGUGGAGAUCCUCCUCUUAGCAGUACAGACACCCUAACAGUCUCUUUGUGUCACUGUGAGGCAGGUGGGGCGGUCCUGACCUGUCAUAUGACCUCAGGGUCAGCUGCCGGACUCAGCACCCCUGCUUUGCUGGCCAUAUUGGCCUGUGCAUUUAGCCUUCUGGCCCUGGUGUCCCUGUUUUAUUUGCAGCGUAGACACAAGCCAACACCUUUAUCACUGUGUGAGGAUGAGGAUAUCAGAGAGAAUAUCAUUACAUAUGAUGACGAAGGUGGGGGAGAACAGGAUACUCAGGCUUUUGACAUGUCAGCCUUGCAGCCCCCACAGACAGGACUCACUGGAGGUUUCUUCCACCCACCUAGAAUGGAUGUUCUUCCCCGAGUUCCUCAUCAACAUGCCCCACGCUCCCCUCAACCCGCUCCUGUGGAUGUGCAACGGUUCCUGGCACUGAGGCUAAGAGAGGCAGAAGGAGACCCUUUGGCACCACCUUAUGACUCCAUCCAGGUGUAUGGAUUUGAAGGUGGGGGUUCCUCAGCUGGGUCGCUCAGCUCUUUAACCAGCAGCUCUGGAGGUUUUGGAGAAGAAGAACCUGUGGGGGAAGACAUAUGGGAAUGGGGUCCCCAUUUCAGGACACUUGCAGAGAUCUAUGGAGCGAAAAGAUCAGAAGAUUAAACCACUCUCUGUUGAAGAUAUGCAGAAUGAUUGUUAACAUAUUUCUUGUGAGUGACCUGCAGAAUGCUCAUUGUUUCCUUCCCGACAACAGAGAGAUUUACAAAGGAGAGACUGUUCCCCUGGUUUUCCAGAAAGACAGUAUACUUGCAGAGAAAGGAGAAAGAGAAAGGAGAAACAGUGAUUAAUCCAUUCCCUUUCAGAAACUGUUAUGGUUUUAGUAUGAAGAUCCUGCUGGAAUUGUGAAAAGUCUCUAGGGCACAGGUUCUCAAACUCGGUCCUCAGGACCCCACACGGUGCAUGUUUUGCAGGUCACCUCACAGAAUCACAAGUGAAAUAAUUAGCUCCACCUGCAGACCUUUUAAAAUGUGUCAGUGAGUAAUUAAUACACCUGUGCACCUGCUGGGUGACCUGCAAAACAUGCACUGUGUGGGGUCCUGAGGACCGAGUUUGAGAACCACUGCUCUAGGGGUAUUGUGAAGUUUACAAAAUUGCAUUGAACUCUUCCAGUCUUCCCACCGCUUGCUGCGGGUGUCUCAGACACAGUCAGAUGUGUGCCAUUUGUGGAAAGCAAACAUUUUAUUUUCAAAAUAAAAAGAUAAAAUAAGAAAA